AUGAAAGUAAAGAUUUCGCAUAUCCUGGUCGAUAUACUGGGAAGCAAGGAUUAUUUAAAAGAUAACUUGGGCAAUAUUAGGACUAUUCUAGUUGGCCUCCUUGGUGAGGAGGGUCUUAUAGAAAGAAAUGUUAUGGUGACUUUGAUGGUUCAUGAAGCAUUUGCAAUGGUUGGAUUACCUAAGAAGCAUGAAGUUGAAGGAAAGAUCAAUCUUGAAGAAGGGCUAAUGGCUGUUUUUAACAGAUCUAACUCAAAACAUCCUUUUGCAGCUCCUCACAACUCAGUCUCAUGGGGAUCAGCACAAUUUUCACAUGGAGUUCUUUGAGAAAAAGUUCUCAAUCUAGAAGAAGAUGAGGAAAUAAAGCUUGAGGAAGAUUAUAUUGAACUUACACAAGAGCUCGAUGAUGAGUACAUUGAAAGGACACUUAGAUCUCAUGGCAACUUAUUACUCAACUUCUACUGCUACGUCCUAUGUACAGUCUUAAAGAGUCAAUUAGAUUUGGGCAAAGAUGGACCAAAAUGCUUUGACUUUUUGCAAUUUUUUUCGUCUCUCUUUGAGUCAGAGGAACAUUCUAAGAAAGUCUUCUCACAGCAGAAUUACUUAGACUAUGUAGAAUACUUUGGUCAAGUAAAGAGCAGCAGCGAAGGACAAGAUGAAGCUCUCUCUAAUCAGCUCCAAAUGCUCAAGGAUGACAUCUGUGACCUUAUUUUAGGAUUUAUUGAGGAUGGAAAAGAUUUGGCUGAGGAACUACUGAUCCAGCUCAUUGCUCAUGCUAAUCAAACUGUUAGAUCGGAAGCUAUUAAGUACCUAAAUUGCCUUUAUGACGAGACUAUUUGGAAGAUAGAGAUUCCAACAACAACUGAGGUGAAGCUAACUGGAGAGAAGAUUAUCGUUAAAUUUACCCCUUCGAUAGAUUCUACAGCCUAUUAUAUUUCACUAAAUUUCCCAAAUGGAAGCAAAACUGAUAUCUCUUGGCACAGAAUUACAGAAAAUGCCGAAGCUGGGAAAGAGAUCGUACUUGAUCUUGGAACAUUCGAGAAAUGAGGGUUCUACGAUUACAAGAUUGUGCGGCUUAAUGCUAACAAUAUUGAAAAUGUUCAAAGCCAUAGGUUCAUUGUUCAUAAUGAGUUCAUUAAACAUGCCAAUUUUCAUGAGAUAGUAGUAGAUCUUUUUAAAGCCACUAAGGAUCUCUACACUGGAGCUUUGACUAGUAGGGGGAACCUUAGAAAGGUGAGAGAUCAUUUGAACUACUUCACUGAAAGAGGAAUAGAUGCUCUCCAUGUCUCAGGUAUUCACAAACGAGCCCAUGAUGACCCUUACUCUAUUGCAUCAAGAACUAAAAUUGAAGAUUGAAUUGGAGGGGAAGAAGAAUUUAAGCAAACACUAGCAGAGAUGCAUGGAAAGGAGAUUAAACUCAUAGUAGACUACUUUGAUAGAGUCGGUUCUGUUAAUAUCUCUAAGAAAUACAGAGAGUUGUUGAAUAACCAUAUUGAUGAGAAAAACUAUUUCACAGUUUGUCAUGGAACAAGUGGUAAAUCUAAUUUUUCUUACAGUAACUCUUCCAUUUUGAACUAUCGUAAGAAGAAAGCAUGGGACCUCCUAAUCGGUGAAGCUGUUGAAUUCGUUACUAAGUAUAACAUUGAUGGCCUGAGCUUGGAUAACUGUGAUCUUUGGCCAAGUCUAAAGCUGAUAGAUUAUGAAGAAAUGUAUGGCAUUGAUGCAGAUGGGCAGCCAAAAUAUACUGCUGAUGAGAUACUGUCAGGACAUGUUAUCGAUUCCCAUAAGGAUCUCUUACUCUGGGGAGACUGUGGAGAAUGCCCCAACCCUAUCCUUAUCAAACUUAUGAAAACUCUGUGGAAGCAUUUCCCAAAUCUAAUGGUUAUUGGAGAGUGCUGGAAAGAAGGAAGCGAGAAAAUAGUAGAACUUUCUGGGGUUGUCCCAAGAAGCCAUGCAAUGGUUAAAAAUAUCACAGAAGAUAUCCUAACUCGAUCAGCUGGAAAGAAAGCCAACUUUGAUCACUUCAAGUAUAACGAUGAGUUCAUGAAAGACUCAUGUAAGGGAUCAAUUCUAUUGCAAAGCACAUUCGUGCAUUCCUCACACAGUUUGAUGAAGAGCUUCCAUAAUUCAUACUUGACGAUUCUGGAUACGCUUUUCUUCCAUGAAGUAGUCCCAAUAACUAUGCAUGAAGAGAUUGAGGGCAAGGACAGCGAGACUGAGAUGUUCAUUCAGUAUUUCAGACCUGAUUUCAGGGAGAUGCACGCCUCGUAUCAUCACACCAAAGCAAAAAUUCCUGAGGAAACAAAGAUCCUGAGUGAAGAAGAGCAGGAACUAAAACAUAUUGAAGAGCAAAAGAGUAGAGAGCAGUUCUCGAAAAAUAUUGUAAAGAGGCUUAAGAGAGCAAGAGAACUCAGAAGUGAGAAAAUUUCACUCAGGAAUGGAGUAAAUGUCGCCCUUAAGUGAGUCAACCAAUUUGGUGAUGUUAAGACUGUCCUUGCUUAUGCAAGAUAUACAGACUCACAAGUUGCCAUUAUUAUUUCGAACUUUGAAGAUGAUAACAAGGCUGUUUGGGUAGAUUUCACACCUUUGAAAACUUUAAUGAAGAAGCAGUUCCACAAUGAAUCUACUCUUAUCAAACUAGAAUAUUGGGAUAAAGAGGCAGAGACUGAAUAUCACCUUCUCAACGAAUUUAUUUUUUGCCCAAAGAAGUUUACCGUUGAUGCUCAUGAAACAGUUACUUUGGAGGUGCAAGUGGAGGAGAACCCAGAGACUCAUCAUGAGAUUUACAUCAAAGCUAGACAGAAAUUCAUGGAAAAUUUGGAACUGGUCAGCAAAGCCACUCAUAUGGAAGCAUCUAAUAUUUACAUGAAGUACAUCCAAAAUUUGGGAGAAUGUUAUCACAUUCAUUGUGCUGAAGAGUACACCUUUAGUGAAGAGGAUGAGGAUCUCAAAGAUUUCCAUGACCUUAUCUCUAAAGAUCAAAAUGUUCUGGCUAUCAUUCAGAAGAUCGUAGAGAAAAAUAAAAUGGGGCCAAUCUGCUUUGUCACACCUGAGCUAGCUCCAUGGUUUAAGAUCGGAGGUCUAGCAGUCAUGGUUGAUGAGCUUGCAACAGGAUUUGCCAAACUAGGAGAGGACACUUAUAUUAUAGUUCCUUAUUUCGAUAAGAAGAAGAAUACUGGUGAACAAAUCUUUUUGGACCCAGACGGUACAUAUGGAAUCAAGUAUUUGAAAAAUAUCAGCCUUAAUCUUGGAAGCAUUCAUGAGACAUUUGGAAUCCAUUAUGGAGUAAUCAAGAAUGUUAAAGUAUACUUUAUUCAUCAGCCUUUCCACUUCUUUGAACCUUAUCCAGGAGACAAUAAUGAAUUCAAGCUGAAAUCCUGUGCUUUAUUCUGUAAAGCAGCUUUGCAGGUUCUCUGUGAAUUUAAGAUAAUCCCAGAAGUUAUUAUAACAAAUGAUUGGUUCACUGCAUUCACUCCUGGAUAUGCAAGAGAUCAGAAGCACUUUGGAACAGCUUUCAGUGGUACAACCUUUUGCCAUAUCUUCCAUAACCUUGAUGUAACUUAUGAAGGAAGAUUCUAUACGAGUCCUGGAGAAACGAUGGAGCAUAUCCAUAAUCUUCCAAAUGACUGGUUGAUUGAUCCUUAUUGGUCUGAUCACAUCAUCAAUCCUUCAAGAUGUGCUCUGAUUGCUUCUGAUCAAUGGUCAAGUGUAUCAAAAUCUUAUAGGGACCAAAUUCUGCAGGUAUCUCCUUUAAAGCCAUUGCUAAAUAAAUUCUCGCAUCCAUUCGCCUGUUCAAAUGGAGUUGACGUCAAAGAUAGAAUGAAGGAUCUGGCAGCUCAGUUGAAAAAGAGAGGUCUCAAACAUAUGGAUCAUCUUGAUUCGAAGAGAUUCCUAAUGGAGAAAUAUCUUAACACUCCAGAAGUUGACCCUGACCUCUGUAUUUUCUCAUUCGUUGGAAGAAUUACAGAACAGAAAGGAGUUGAUGUAAUCUGCUCCGUUGUUGAGCAGUUCCUUUAUGAGACUAACUUCAAAGCAGCCUUUAUUGUCGGAGGACCUGCUGCUAAGGGUGAUCCUCACGGUGCUCAUGUAAAUGAAGCAUGCAAGUACUUGAAGAAUAAAUUCCCACAUAACUUUCAUGGUGACCCUGAAAGCUUCUUCUAUGAUGUCCCUGUUUUAUCCCUUGGCUCAAAUUACUGCUUAAUGCCUUCUAGAUUCGAGCCAGGAGGUAUAGUCCAGCACGAAUUCUUUAUCGCUGGAACUCCAGCAGUAGUAUUUGCCACAGGUGGGCUCAAGGACUCGGUGACAGAAUACAGUUACCAAACUGGUAAAGGAAAUGGAUUUGAGUUCCUAAAUUAUUCUAGAGAAGAUCUUCUACAAGCACUGCAUAGAGCUUACCAGGCUUUUGAGAACAAAGAUGCCUACAGAAGACUCAGAAAGAACGCUUUUGAAUCAGCAAUUGAUGUUGCUAAUGUUAGUAAAGAAUGGUGCAGCGAAGCUUACAGAAUCAGAGGAAAAGUCUUUGUCAACAAGGCAAAACUUCUACAAGAUCUUGAGAAAUCAAAGAAAGAAAGCAUUGAUGAAAUGCUUCCUCAUGAUACAACUCAUGAAGAAGAAAAGGACGAAAUCUUGAGGGAAAUCGACUUUAAUUACAAAGGAAAGUCGACAGACAAGGUAUAUCUAGUUGGUUCCUUCAAUGACUGGAACAAGAGGGAGAACAGAAUGAGUUAUAAUCAUAGUACCAAGAACUUCCACUGCAGCAUCAAUGUUUUGUCCGGAACUUAUACCUUUAAAAUCUUCGUCAAUGGACAGUGGGUUCUUGAUCCUAAGAAGAGCAAAGUGAUUGAUGACAAUGGAGAAGAAGUAUCCGUAUUAGAAGUUCAAUAAUUU
Messenger RNA from Moneuplotes crassus, 4884 nucleotides. The record is from the annotation of a GenBank genome assembly. NCBI's taxonomy places the organism in Eukaryota, Ciliophora, Spirotrichea, Euplotida, Euplotidae.